Messenger RNA from Dendrobium catenatum, 1284 nucleotides. RefSeq lists its product as uncharacterized. The coding region runs from base 1 to 1284 and encodes 427 amino acids. Lineage: Eukaryota; Viridiplantae; Streptophyta; Magnoliopsida; Asparagales; Orchidaceae. The record is from RefSeq and is a predicted model, not a curated record. The transcript has a single exon.
AUGCGUAUUCUUCUUACAAUUGCAGUGAUGCAUAGAUGGCCCAUUGUGCAGCUUGACGUGUCGAAUGCAUUCUUACAUGGUGUUUUAUCGGAGACUGUAUUUAUGAAACAACCAGCAGGGUUUGUAGAUCCUCAACAUCCGCAUCAUGUUUUCUUGUUACGCAAAGCUAUUAGUGGUCUCAAGCAGUCGCCACGGCAGUGGUUUACCACCUUCUCAGAUUAUAUCAUCCAAUAUGGCUUUAAGACUAGCACAGCCGAUCCCUCUCUCCUCUUAUUUCAUAAAGAUACAACUCAACUAUACAUCUUAGUGUAUGUUGACGAUAUUUUGCUAACAGACAACUCUCAAACCACAAUUGAUCAAUUAAUUACUGCACUUCACUCUCAGUUCUCCAUGAGAACUCUUGGAAAAUUGAAUCAAUUUCUUGGUCUUCAGGCUGCUUACACCGAGAAUGGCAUUCAUCUUAAUCCGACCAGUUAUGCACAGGAAAUUCUCAGCAAGGCUGCCAUAUCCGAUUGCAAACCUGUGCAAUCACCCUUGCCGUCCAAAUUACCAUCUGCUGUAGAGGACAGACCUCUUUAUUCUCGGCCGGAUUUCUAUCGCCAACUCGUUGGCUCACUUCAAAAUUUAACCAUCACUCGUCCUGAUCUACAGUUUGCUACCAAUUAUCUGUGUCAACACAUGCAUAAACCGCACACAAUUCAUUUUCAGCUGCUCAAACGUGUGUUGCGUUAUGUCCAGGGCUCUCUGCAUCUAGGCUUACCAAUCAGUAGAUCCAAUCUACAACUCAAUGCCUUUGCUGACUCUGAUUGGGCCACAGAUAAAUCUGACCGUCGAUCUAUUACAGGAUAUUGUGCUUUCCUCGGCGACACAUUAAUCUGCUGGAUGGUUAAGAAACAAACUUCAGUCGCUCGAUCUUCCACCGAGGCUGAGUACAGAGCAUUGUCUACCGCUGCUUGUGAUCUCAUCUGGCUCCGUCGACUGCUCAUGGAGUUUCAAGUGCCUCUCACAUCACCUACAAAAUUAUACUGUGACAAUGUCUCCGCACUUGCUUUAGCCAACAAUCCACUUUUCCAUGCUCGAACUAAGCACAUUGAAAUUGAUUUCCAUUUUAUACGAGACUAUAUUCGUUCUCAGUACAUUUUAGUACAUCAUAUCUCCACCGAAGACCAGCCUGCUGACAUCUUUAUGAAGUCUCUAUCUGCUGUGCGUUUUGCUGCUCUUCGACACAAGUUAACACUUUGUUCACCAACUGUUAACUUGAGGGGGCCUGAUAAGGAGAAAUGA